Molecule: messenger RNA, 1577 nt
Organism: Frankliniella occidentalis (western flower thrips)
Lineage: Eukaryota; Metazoa; Arthropoda; Insecta; Thysanoptera; Thripidae
Product: gastrula zinc finger protein XlCGF57.1-like
Exons: 2
Coding region: 208-1308 (366 amino acids)
Biological process (GO): regulation of transcription by RNA polymerase II
Molecular function (GO): RNA polymerase II cis-regulatory region sequence-specific DNA binding; DNA-binding transcription factor activity
Source: RefSeq, a predicted model, not a curated record
GUCGCCGAAACGGUGAGUUCCUAGUCCAAAUAUCGCACGCGUCGGUGUCCUCUAUCGCGUUCAUGGUUUGUGGUUUGUUCUUUGUUCUUUAAUUGCUCGUCUAAAUUGUCAACAUGUUUCGCGUGUAAUUGAAGUUGUGAAAUUGUGAUUGAGAAGAAAGAAAACCUAACGCCAACGCUGCUGAACGGAACUUGAUUUCAUCUUGUCAUGGCGAUCAAGUGCUCGGUUUGCGGCAAGAGAUGUACUUCUCAAGGCACCCUUUCUGCACACAUGCGUCUCCAUGUCCGUGGAGAGGCUUACGAGUGCACCGUGUGCCAUAAGACGUUCGCCUGGAUUGAUAAACUGCAAACCCAUAUCCGAAUUCAUACUGGUGAGCGGCCAUACGAGUGCACCGUUUGCAAGAAGAAGUUUUCUCAGUCCGGCAACUUGAGAACUCACUUCCGGAUUCAUACUGGUGAGAAGCCAUUUGAAUGCACUGUUUGCUUCAAGACGUUUGCACAAAGCAAUGACCUAAGAGGUCAUCUCAGGACUCAUACCGGUGAAAAACCAUAUAAGUGCACUGUCUGUAACAGGACGUUCGCCAACAGCAAUACGCUAGUAGUCCAUAGCCGACUGCAUACUGGGGAAAAACCGUUUGAAUGUGCUGUUUGCUACAGGACUUUCAGUCAGGCCUGCAGUCUUAGGGCCCAUCUCCGUACGCACACUGGUGAAAAACCGUUCGAGUGCAAUUUGUGUGAACGGUCAUUUACACAGCGUGGGAACCUCACAUCGCAUUUAAGGUGUCAUACUGGCAUUAUUGUACAGCCUUUUAAGUGCAGUGUGUGCCACAAGAUGUUGCGCGAUGCGAGCCAACUCCGGACUCACCUCCGGACCCACACUGAUGAAAAAGCAUUUGCUUGCUCAUUUUGUGACAAGACGUUCCGGCACAGCAGUGAACUUGUAGUUCACCGUCGCACGCACACCGGCGAGAAGCCUUUCAAGUGUGAUGUGUGUCUGAAAGCUUUCACACAAGAUGGCAGCCUUAGAGCUCAUCUUAGAACUCACACUGGUGAAAAGCCGUUCAAAUGCUCUGUGUGUCUCAGAGGCUUUGCUCAGGCAGGGGGCCUUAGGAGUCACCUGCGUACCCAUACUGGGGAAAAACCAUAUGAAUGCAAUGUGUGUCACAAGAGGUUUACCAACGGUUCUGGCCUUAAAUCUCACUUCUUUUCUCACUCUGAAGAGAAGCCAUUUGAGUGUACUUUGUGCGGCGCGUCGUUUGGACUCCAUCAUGUCUUGACGAGACAUCUCAAAAUUCAUACUUCGGGUUAAAGAUACUAUUGCUUUCAGAUAAAUUUUGACAAUAAUUAUGUUGUAAGAUUUCAUAGAGAAUAUUAUUCCUUGUACUGAUAGUUUCCUACCUCUUUCGGCCAUGUUACUGCAAAUAUUUUAUGUUGUUUAAUUAUUCAAGGUAUUUUUUUUUCAAAGUUGUUCGUCUCCUGUAUUUGUAAAUUAAAAUGACCUUUCAUGUCAGGGUUAAUGUUAAGUUUUCCACUCUGUUUGUUUCCCACUUUUUUGAGAAGUUAUGUUUACGUUCUAUU